AUGAUCCUGCCCGCACCCCGGCUCUCUGUACCCGCGGCAGUGAUCCUGGGCUCGGCCGCGUUGGGCGCCGCCUUCGCCACCGGCCUCUUCCUGGGGAGACGGUACUAUCCGGGCGGAUCCCGGCGAGAGAAACGCCUGCUACCCCCUGAAGACAGCCCCCUCUGGCAGUAUCUGCUGAGCCGCUCCAUGAGGGAGCACCCGGCGCUGCGGAGCCUGCGGCUGCUGACUCUGGAGCAGCCGCAGGGAGAGUCCAUGAUGACCUGUGAACAGGCCCAGCUUCUGGCCAACCUGGCACGACUCAUCAAGGCAAAGAAGGCGCUGGACCUGGGUACUUUCACAGGCUACUCAGCCCUAGCGUUGGCCUUGGCGCUGCCCCCAGACGGUUGCGUAGUAACCUGCGAAGUGAACCCGGAGCCUCCGGAGCUGGGGCGGCCCCUGUGGAGGCAGGCUGAGGAGGAGCACAAGAUCGACCUUCGGUUGAAGCCCGCCCUGGAGACCCUGGACGAGCUCUUGGCCGCGGGCGAGGCCGGCACCUUCGACGUGGCGGUGGUGGACGCGGACAAGGAGAACUGCGCCGCCUACUAUGAGCGGUGCCUGCAGCUGCUGCGCCCGGGAGGCGUCCUCGCUGUCCUCAGCGUCCUGUGGCGCGGAGAGGUUUUACAGCCUCAGCCGCGGGACACCGUGGCCCACUGCGUCCGAAACCUGAACGAGCGCAUCCUGCGGGACGCCAGGGUCCACAUCAGCCUCCUGCCUCUGGGUGACGGCCUCACCUUAGCCUUCAAGAUCUAGGCCCGGCCCCGAGGGUGGCUUCACGUGGGGGGCCCUGGAACCCGUCAUCAACCCCGAGUUCUAAAUUCGACAAUAAAGUGGGGCCUGGGACAAGA
Suricata suricatta (meerkat) is the source of this 884-nucleotide messenger RNA. It is a transcript of the gene COMTD1, whose product is annotated as catechol-O-methyltransferase domain containing 1. The coding region runs from base 1 to 789 and encodes 262 amino acids. The record is from RefSeq and is a predicted model, not a curated record. Lineage: Eukaryota; Metazoa; Chordata; Mammalia; Carnivora; Herpestidae. Gene Ontology annotation, molecular function: O-methyltransferase activity; S-adenosylmethionine-dependent methyltransferase activity. The transcript is spliced from 7 exons.